Paramecium primaurelia is the source of this 1668-nucleotide messenger RNA. The record is from the annotation of a GenBank genome assembly. NCBI's taxonomy places the organism in Eukaryota, Ciliophora, Oligohymenophorea, Peniculida, Parameciidae.
AAUGAAUUUCAGUCUCCCAGAUGCUCUCAAUUUAAUAAAGGAAGGUAGAGCCAAUGAAGCUGUUGAUCAAUUAAAUAGAUUUAUUGAAUGUUUACAACCUUUAAGUCCCUAGACAUAACUUUUGGGACAAUAGCUUGGAAUAGAUUUAGAUUUUUUUAGAAUUGUUAAAUUCUCAGAUUUUUAUGAUCCUGAUCCAUAAGUAUAGGCUUUACGCUUUAAAUAUUAUGCUUAUAAAAUUGCAAGUAAAUAUUGAUUAAUAUAAUAGAGUGGGGUUAUUAAAUAAUCUAAUAAAAGAGGAAAGCAAAAAGAAGACAUGAUUUAAUUGAUAAAUCAGAAUAGUUUGGUAUAUAGAAUGAGAUUGGACGUACUUUUGGAGUGGAUGGUGAAUCAAAACAAUUUGCUGAAUCAAGAAUUUAAAUAAUGUCUGACAAAUUAUAGAAGAAAAAAUAAAUAUAUCAGAAAUAAUUAUUAUUUCAAUUAGAUAUAGAGAAGAGAAGAAAUGAUUAUAAAUAAUAAUAAGAUGAUAAAAUAGAAAAAGUUAGAAAAGCUUUAAAAACAGAUUAUGAUAAUAAAAUUUAACCAGUUAAAGAACAUUUAGAGAUUGUAAAUGAAAAAUUAAAAAAUAAUCACAAAAUGAAGAAGAAAUAAGAAGAUGAAUUGAUUAAUAAAAGAAGUGAAUUAUUAAAAAAUGCUUCAUUAAUGUAUAUUAAUAAAUUAUAUCUUAGUGAUGAGAAAAUAAAUAAACUAGAAGAAAUGAGAAGAAAUUAAAUAGAACAUAUGAAAAAUGCAAGAUAAAUGAAAAAAUAAAGAUAACAUUCAUUUUAAGAAAAAUAAAAUUAAUAAUAUGAAGAAUAUCUUGAAAAAAUGAAAUAGAAAUUAUAAUAAAGACGUAUAAAUAUAAUAUAUAUAUAAAAAAGGUAUUGUUGAUAUUCAUUUUGAAUCACAUAAAGAUUUUGGUAAAAGAUAAGUAUCAGAUGAUUUUGAAAAAAAUUUAGAAAAUGUAAUAAAUAAAUACUAAAAAUAAUAACCAAUUAUAAAUAAUUUAUUAGCAAAACAAAUAGAGUAGAUUUAAACUAAAAAAUCUAUUGAUAUUGAAAAAUAAAAAAAAGUUAAAUAGAAUUUACAAUUAGAUCAUUCUAAUAAAAUAGAAUCUCGUAAUGUUGAUGAAGUUAUUAUAAGAAAAGAAAAAAGAUUAUAAGAAGAAACAAUUUUACGAAAAGAAACUUAUUAAUAAAGAUUUCUUAAUUUUUUAUAGAAUCGUUAAUAAUUAUAAAGAUUAUAAUCAUAAUAAAUUGAUAGAUAUAAUGCUUUUUUUUCUAGAUAAACAACAAGAUUAAAGAAUAUGAGAACAACUAAUGAAUAAAUGAAAUCUACUGUGAAGUAUAUUUAUUUAUUAUAUUAAAUAGUUUUGCAUUAAUGUAAGCUAAUAAAAUAGAAGAAUAAACAGCAUUAAAAAUGUCAAGAGCAAUUUAAUUAAUUAAUGAUCCUGAUUUAUAAAUGUAAUUCAAACCAAAUGAAAAAUUAACAACUUAAUAAAAAAUAGCUAAGAAAAAGUAAGAGGAAAUGUAAUCUUUAUUAAAAUCAUUUGUAACAAGUGAAGUUGAUUUGUUAAGAUUUUCUAAAUCCGUUACAGAAGUUAAAAAUGAUGAAAAUUAAUAAUAAAAAUGA